GUUUUAAGUAGUACGCCAUUUUGCCGCCAUUCGAUUCAUUUGCAACAAUGUCUGAUUCCGAAAAUAAAGAUGCAGACCUGUCUCCAGAGCCUGAAGAAAACAUAAAGAAGCCUGUUAGUAUGGAUGUGGGAGGUGGUGACAACAGUAACUCUAAGGAAGAAGUUAAAAAUGAUAUGCCAGCGAUCGACAGUCCUCCAUCAUCGGAACCAAAUACUCCAAAUAAAAACAACACACCUGUCACGUCACCUAAAAAAUCCAAAAAGAAAAAAGUUGUGACUUCACCAGAUGAAGAGGAAGAAUUGCCUCCCGGAUUAUUAGAAAGACCAGUUAUCAUAGAAUCAGGAAAAAGAGAAAGGAAAAAGACUGAUAGACUUCCAGCUGGAGGAAACUUUACACCAAGUCAGAAAAAGAAAAUUGAAAUACCUGAAGGAAAGGGAACAAAAUUAGGAGAAUGUCCAAGAAUUGAACAAAAACUACAACAAAAUAAAGCUGAUGAUCUCAAAUUUUUACACAGAUUAUUAUUUAACAGACAAGGCUCUGCUCAGGAGAUAAAAAAGAACAUCAAACAGUUUUGUGGGUAUGCGUUUGAAUCUGGAGAUAAAGAAUACGAUAAAAAGAUGGCAGUUAUAAACAAAUGUACAAUUUCUCAGUUAAAGUCAGCUUGUGGUAUAUUAGAUUUGGAAAGAACUGGUCAGAAAGUGGAUAUUGUUUAUCGAUUAAUGGCUUUUCUUCUUCAUCCAGAAAACUCGGGGAAACCAUUACCAAAACCAAAGCCCAAGCGCUCAAGUAGUGGUAAGAAAGCUAAAGGAGAAAAACGUAAACGAUCAAGUAAAAAAGAAGGUAAGAAAACGAAAUCUAAAGAAGAUGUUGAUUUAUCAGAUGAUGAUGAUGACGAAGAGGAUAAUCAUGAAGAUAAAAGUGCGGAUGAUGAUGAGAAUGUGAGUGAGGAAGAGGAAGAGGAAGAAGUGGCGCCACCAAAAAAGAAAGUAAAACAUAAUAAAACACCGAAAAAAGUAAAACCCAAAGCCGAUAAAAGUAAAGAAAAUGGCAAAAAAGAAAAAGCAGCGAAGAAAAAGAAAGUGGUUGUAGAGUCUGAUGAUGAAAGUUCAGAUGAUGAACCAUUAAGUAAAAUAAGUUCUGAACCUCCAACUAAUAGUGAAAUAAAAGUAGUUAUAGAGAAAAUAUUAGAUGGAGCUGAUUUAGAAGAAGUUACAAUGAAAACAGUAGUUAAACAGGUUUAUGCUAAAUAUCCUUCCUUUGAUUUAUCUGAUAGAAAAGACUUUAUUAAAAGCACAGUUAAACAAAUAAUAUCGUGAGAGGGUAUAAUAAAGAAGUUAUAUGGUAGUUAUUUUGGGCAGCUUAUUAUGAAGAUGAACAAUAAUUGAGGAGAAUGAACCACAAAUGAAAGAUAAAAACUUGUUAGUUUUAAGUUAUAUAUAGUCCAAUCUGUUUAAAACAGGGCGAUUUAUUUUAUGAUGAGUUUGACAAUGUUAAGAAUUCGAAUGUUAAAUGAAUUGUGUUGUGGUAUAAUUAACACAUUAUCGGUUCAUUUGAUUUUCCUUGUUGUAUCUAUCCAGUUUUAAGUUGUUUUCAAUCAUGCAUAUAGAUUGCAUUUGUAUAGUUAAUCAUUGUACUAAUAUAUCAACAUUUUAACGAACACCUUAAAAGGAUCAUUUGUUUCAUUAAAUCAUGUAUUGAUUCACUCAUUUGUGUAUUGUUUAGUUAUUAAGACAGAAUAGUACUUUCUAUUUGUCGUACAUUUGUUUACUCCACUGCCAUGUUAGUUUCAAGAUAUUGGUGUAUCAAUAAAAUGAAUAUCUUGGGAGCUAUCAUUAAGGCAAGACUCCAUUGGCGAUUUAUUUUAAGCUAGAAACGACCUGUCAUGUUCUUUUUGUGGCUGGGAUUCUAUCAAGUCUGCUGUAGGAUUGUCUGAAUAUCAUCUUCCUGAAAACGAAUUGUAGAUUUGAUAAUGCAAGUGACCAAUAUUUCACUUAUGAAUUACACCAUUUCCAUUAAAAAUUACACCAUUUCCAUUAAGAAUUAAACCAUUUCAUUUAAGAAUUACAAAUGGGCAAUAAAAUAUAGUUCCAAAUAAAUGUACAAAUUGAUUUCCUAAUUCAGAGCAAAAGAAUUUCUGUAUAAAUAAUUAAAUUACUGAUGUGCCAUUUGCAUUUAUCACUAAAAUAUCACAUUUAUCACGGCUUAAUACACACUAAUAUGUACUCAGAUUGAUUAUUUAACAUUUAAUUAAGAAAACAAUAUCAAGAUACCAACGUUAGAUAUUGUCCUGGCAUGGAUUCAAGAGGAUUUAAAACAGGCCUGUUAAUAAAUGUUCUUCUACAACAAAAUGGCAACAGGCUUAUUGCAUAGCGAGCAACUUAGAUCGAUGAAAUUUCAAUUCCACAUAUUUGUUUAACUACUGAAUAGAAUUGAACCGUAUUUGGACUGAUUCGUAUUAGAGAUUCAUCUUUCCCAAUAUUUUAGUUCACAAAGUAUUCCUAUUGCAUAAAAUGGUAUAUUGAGACUUUAAUUCACAGAUUUCAGUUUGAUUAAGUGGGGGUGAUAUGAUGGAUGUGUAAUUACUUGGUCUAAUUUAUACACAGCAGCUUUAUUCAUAUCUACUUAAAUUAAAAUAUUUUAAGAAUCCAGUCUUUUUAUUGGUUAAGAACUAAGAUCUGUACUUUGAUUGUAAAAAUUCUGGCCCCAAGUUCACAAAGCAUUCUUAGACUCAAGUUAAGAAUUUACUCAACUUUCAAUCACUGUUUAUGAGACAUAUCUUUGAUCCAGAAACACAAAACUUUGCACACAGUUUCUUAUUGAUGUAUUUGAUACAUUAAAACAACAAAAGUUUUAUAAUGGGCUAUAUUUUAGUUAAAAUAAGGCGAACAAUUUUGAGUAAAUUCUUAACUUAAGUCUGAGAAUGCUUUGUGAACUGGGGGCCUGGGGCCUUAAAAGAAGUUUUUGUGAAUAAAGUCACAGGUCUAUAGAAUGCAAUUACUGUGCAGUCACUCCACAAAACUGUGUCCUGUUACUAAAGGCCAUGGAAACCGUUUGUUUAAUAUGGUGGGAAUCUAUGAUAAUAUUGAAUUGAUUGAUUUGUUUUAUAAGUAUUCUAUGAAUAUCAGAUGUUUGAUUGUUAAGCAUGUUUACUUUGUUAACCAUAUAUAAAUGUGAAAAGUAUUUUCCCUAGAGGCAUAGGUCAAGAAGUGUGGGAUUUUUUUUUAGCCGGGUUACCAGUUGUCAGGAAUGACAAGCUACAGUCAGGAAAAGAAAAGGCACGGUCAACCUCAACACUGGAGUUCAGAUAACAGACAGAAAUACCAGUGUCCUGACAAAAUUCUCCUCCAUAACAUUGGACAUCUGGCCAUUAGAAAAAAAAUAAUAUUAAGUUAGUCUCAAAAUAACCAGAGUAUUGUGUUGACGAGACAUUAAAAUCCAUUCCUAUCCUUACUGAAAGGAGAAUAGCUACCAUUGUUUCAUAGUUAUUAUGAAAGAAAACUUGAUGUAUCUCCCCCCCCCCCUCUCUUAAAACUGACACAUCUCAUUUAGUUCUUCAUUUGUACAUUUUGUUCAUAGGGCCAUAAGCUGAUAUUCAGUGAGAAAAGGCGGUCUUAAAACGUGCAACAAGGGCAACAAUCAAAACGUGUGCCCAUACUGUUCCGUUUUCCUUAUAAAUUAUAUGUAGUUUGCUUAUAUAAUUUACAACAGCCGAUGUUCCUCCAAACAUAGAGUAUAGAAUAACAUGGUUACUCUUAAUGAUGAUUUGUUUCGAAACUAAGAUUAAUUUUGAUUUUGUAAUAUCUCGACCUCUAAGAAUUGAUUUUUGAAACAAGGGAUUGAAAUUCCCUAAAUGAUGUAUAGAGCUUAAAGAUGUAUUAUUGUGCAAGAGCUAAAUCGACCUAUCACAAGUCUUUUUUCUGGCAUCAAAUGUUAUAUUAAUUCAACAUUUAUUUACAUGAAAAGCCCAUAAUCAACCCUUUUGACCAUAGGGUGGCUUCAGACUUUGUUUAUUAUCAUAGGAUUGGUACUUGAAGAUCAAGACUAUCUUGUCAAAACUUUGCUCAUAAUUAAGUAAUUUAUAGCAAGAACGGCUAGCUCUUUAUGUAAAUCUUACAUAAUGUAUCUUUAAAUUUACACAUUUGUCAUUUUACAGGGUAAUAUGACACAUCAAUUUGUAGCCAAAAAAAUUUGUAUUUCUUUAACUGUAUACAUAUUUAUACUACCAAUUAAUUUUAUUGAAAAUCAAUCAAUGCUUUGAAUACAUAUUCAUUUAGAGUGAGUAUUCAGGAAUUAUUCAGUUGUUACAUGUAGCAUUUAUUAUUAUUUUAUUCAUUGUACACUAGUAGGUCAAACAUAUUUUUAUUACUGUUUUUAAUCAUGUCUGUACAGAAUAUUGAAUAAAAUAUGCUUGAAAAUUA
Patella vulgata (common limpet) is the source of this 4418-nucleotide messenger RNA. RefSeq names its product protein DEK. Gene Ontology annotation, biological process: regulation of double-strand break repair; chromatin organization. Gene Ontology annotation, cellular component: nucleus. The transcript is spliced from 11 exons. NCBI's taxonomy places the organism in Eukaryota, Metazoa, Mollusca, Gastropoda, Patellidae. The record is from RefSeq and is a predicted model, not a curated record. The coding region runs from base 48 to 1316 and encodes 422 amino acids. Gene Ontology annotation, molecular function: DNA binding; histone binding.